ACAGCGCUCAGGAGCGGACGCGUGCACACCAGAGCGACACUGGAAAUACGUGCGCCUGCUUUAAAGAGACACACGGGACAAAAGAGCAUCUUUACUAAAACAAGAUCUACUUCCCGUUAAAAAGCCAUGGCCGAGCACAUGAUGAUGCCUUUGAACCACAGCUCUGCUGGUGGAGGCCUGCAUGGGUAUCGCAUGGGAAUGAAUGGGCCCUCUCCACAUGUACCCCAGCCUGGUCUACGGACGCUACCCAACGGGCAGCUCAUGCACUACGGCAGGGGCCCCCAAAGCUCUAUGGAAGCAGCUAUGAGGCAGAGGAAUGCGAUGAAUGGCAUCAUGAAUGGUCAGGUCAAUGGGCAGAUGGGUGGUGGACACCCCCACCAAAUGCAGCAGGCCAAUAUGAUGUAUGGAAGUCCAAAUCAACCUCAAGCACAGCACCAUCAUAUGCAUCUGCAGAACCAGCACCCACAGCAGUAUAUGGGUGGUGGAGGCCUUACAGCAUCUCAACAGCUUAUGGCGAGCAUGCAUCUACAGAAACUCAAUACUCACUACCACGGGCACCCACAUGGCCCAGUCAAUGGGCAUCACAUGGGAAAUGGGGUCCAGCACAGAAUGGGCCAUGCCCAGUUGGCGGGGAUGCAAAUGGGCAUGGGUGGUCCAGCAUUGGGCCUCAACUUCAUGGACAUGGACUUGAUCGACGAGGAGGUUCUGACGUCCCUGGUGCUAGAGCUUGGUUUGGACCGGGUUCAAGAGCUGCCUGAGCUCUUCCUAGGACAAAAUGAGUUUGACAUUAUCACAGACUUUGUGUGCAAGCAGCACCCAAGUACUGUCAGCUGCUGAGAAGACAAUCAGAAGUUCUACUUCUGGUCCUUCAGGCUUGGUCACCAAUAAAACUUUGGGACAACAUAAGAAAAGCUAAAAUAUUCCAGGUUAUGCAUUACUCUGUGUGUCUGUGAAGUUGUGCUAUGCAUAUCGUAGUGCACACUUAAUCUGUUUGCUUUCAAUUAAUGGUUGAGUUAAAUUCUUGCCAAGAAUUCUGGAUGGUCUUUACUCUUUUAAAAACUGUCCACUGUGAUUUGCCAGUUAAAGUAUGGCUUUGGUAGGCAGGCCUUGUCUUUUCCCAAUAGUCCUGCUGGGUUGAUGUUGACCAACUGUCCCAGAGUUGAAUGUAACUUCACAUGGUGGAAAAAGAAGUGUGCUUGGAUUAAUGCAGGAACUGCUUUGCCUCCUUAGGGGCAACUAGAAUCUAUAGCAUUUAGAAAUGUAUUUAUGUAUGACACCUACCAAAAAGCAGACAUGAUCUGUGGUGAUGGAGAAACCUGCCUUUCUCAAACUAACCCCAAGACUUGUGAUAAAAAAGAUGUUGUCUGACUGAGUGUGUUAUGUGGGUAUUGAAGGCUGGUACUUCAAAACUGGUGGAGCUGCUUUUCCAGUAAUUCUUAAUGUUGUUUGAAUUAGUGAGGUGGUAAGGAUUUAGGUUGAAGCAUUCUUUUUACAGUGUUACACUGUUCAUUUUCUGUCUAGAACUUUUCAAAAUCUAUAGCAAAAAUUAUACAGUUGCAUUCAACACACUUAUCUCUGCUACUUUUAACAGAAUAAGGGGUCGUUCACACAGGAUACAUUGUUUCAUUCAAAGCAGCUGGAAGGAGCCAGCAUGAUCACAUAGGAAGUCGACAUAUUGCUACUGAAUGUUCCAGUAUCCUGACCCCUUGAACCCAAUCUGUCAAAUUACUGACAAGCGACAUUUCCCAUCAAAUAUUUUUGCAUCAGUUUGAAUGUUUACAUUUUCCUAUGGCGCUAUUGAUAGCACAUUGCGGCAGCAGCCUCAGAGACACAAGUUCUAGUCCCGCAUUGAAACCAGGAAGUAAUCACGUUCAGAUCAUCAAUGACAAUAGCGAUUCUGAGGUUAUAUUUCCCUUCAAGAUUACAUUUUUACUCUACUGACUGUUAGGAUUAGGGUUGGGGUUAGGGCACAUGAUUUGUAAAAUAUGCACUCCUGUUGACUGUUUAACAUAAUUUACAACUAAAAACAAUUAACUUUUGUUGCCCCUUUGAGGAGAUUUCUCCCGAAAAUUCUACUGGAAGCUUACACAUGCCCAUACAUUCAGCAACACUACCAGCUUCAGCCACUGGGGCAGUGGUUUGAAUUUCAGUAAGAACGGUCUGAUUUUAACUGAAAUUUUGACUUACCAUUGCUAAAUUAGAUCAGUUUGAUGGAGGACAGUGAAAUGUAACAAAACACAGUGGUCUCAAUAGUGUGAGAUGUUGAAAAAUCAGCAAGACACAAUACAACAGCCAAUGUGUACUUGUGUGCGUGGACCAAAUAGCACAGUCAGAACACAAGAACAUGUUCUGUGUGAACACCCCCUAACUUAAAUUGUGUCUUAAAUUGAAAAUGGCGGAAUGUUUUGUAGCUGCCCUUGCUAAUCACUGAGCCUGUAUUCCCUGCUGAUGAGUUGUAGAUCUGCCAUUGAGUUCUUUGACACACAACUUCGAAUUAUUCGCUGUAGACAUUCGUACCUGAUGCCAUGGAAUAGAAGCUACUUUUAGUAUGAUUUAAAGAGGGAAAAUCUGGCUUCUUCCCAUCUGAUAUGGAGUAUUUCACCCUUCAUCUCAUAGGGUUAGCUCAUGUAGGGCAAAUUUAGACAGAAAUGGGUAAGCUUAAAAUAAGCUUAUCUAGUUCUGUGUAAAUUAAACAGAAUGUCAUUUGUUUAACUAUUGUUUUGAAACAACCACCAUUGUUCGAUUUCUCAAUAUGUGUUUGAGCCAGCAAGAAUUGACUUUUCCCUCUGUGCUGCCCUAACACUGCAGCUUUUAAAUUUGAUUAGAUUAAAAUUACACUUGCAACCAUCUUCUUAAUUGAGUUCAGCAUAGUCAGUCAUCUCAGAUGGUUUGAUAAUUACAAUUAAUUUGCCUGCUAUUGCACAGGGUGUAUUGGAGAGUUCAGGAACGGCUGCCCUGCUUGAGUGUAGCGGAUGUUGAGAACUUCCUGUGGCGUUAUGUUGGUGGUUGUGUUCAGUUGAGUACUCUGUGGGGGUUGGGUUGAUGUGGAAAUAGCACAGUGUACAGUAGUAGGUUAAUCUGUUCCACCGAGCUGGACUCAACUCUCUCGGCUCUACCCACCCCAGGGUAAUUGCUGCACAUACGGCAUGUACAAUACACUGACUGAAAAAAGCACAAACAGGGAAGGACAGAGAAUCAGAUAGGUCAUAUCCUGUGUUUUGCAGCUCAAAAUGUGCUGAUUGUUCUGUGCUUUGAUACUUAAUGAACAGAGGGAAUCAUUUCUGGUUAGUUGUAUUUCAUGUGUCUGUAGAGACUGCAAUGUCUUCCCCAAGAUCAUUGUUCUGUAAUUCACCACGCUUGACUAAUUUUAAAGUAAACAGCAUCUAGGAAAAAUUUCAUGAUUUGUGGAUUUUGAAUUGAUUGAAUUCUCAGAGAUCCAGUCCAAUUGUCAGAGAUCCUCCUUUUUUUUCUUUUUUUAAAGGGGGAAUGUGUGAAACAUAAUGUCAUUUGGGUUUUUGUAUAUCUGUGUAUGGUAAAUCACACAACCUCCCUACAGAUCAGUUCCGAAUGCCAACUGCAGGUUUGUAUGGACACAAGUGAGAUUGUAUGUUCCCUUUCAAACUGUUUGCUGUUAUUUGCUGUCGCCAUGCUCCCACAAAUGCUUUUUAAAAUGUUGUUAAAUCUAUCUUAAUGAAAUGU
This is a messenger RNA of Xyrauchen texanus (razorback sucker), 3699 nucleotides long. Its product is annotated as cbp/p300-interacting transactivator 3-like. Gene Ontology annotation, cellular component: nucleus. The transcript has 2 exons. Bases 127 to 837 code for a protein of 236 amino acids. Lineage: Eukaryota; Metazoa; Chordata; Actinopteri; Cypriniformes; Catostomidae. Gene Ontology annotation, biological process: regulation of DNA-templated transcription. The record is from RefSeq and is a predicted model, not a curated record.